AUGGCGAAAGUAAUGCUUGAAAAUAUCAAAGUUGCCACUGAGAAAGUGGUACUUCUUGUAACGUUUUCUGGCUUUUACCUGAGCCCGAGAUUCCCACUGGUUCAGGAGAUAUUCUUGUUCACGAACGGUUUCUUAGGAACAUGCCUGCUCAUGUACUCCUUGCAUUAUUACUGGGGCAGGAUCGAGAAGGCAGGUGCUGUAGCUUACUAUCUGAUUCUGUUUAGCGACGUCUGUUUGAGCUCCUCAGUUGGAUAUUUCAUGAAGAGUAGCGUUUACUCUAUGAUAAAAGGUACAUUUUGGAGUCACGACUACGAAAGCUCCAUCAUCGAUAGUAAAAGGAAUGAAAUGGAAGCUGAAAGAGAGAAGGCUAUUCGGAUGUUAUACUUAGCUUUGGUUUUGGGAAUAUGUUAUAUGAUGUUGGAUGUUGUUGUAUUAGCUUUCGUCGAGACUAGGAUCAACAAAGAUUUAUUCCUUUUGUUUCCAUGUUGGAUCCCGUUCGAUACGAACGAGAUAUCGAUACACAUAACACUCGCAAUAUGGGAAAUCAUACUCGUCUUAAUGGCUGCGUUUUGUAUGUUUGGAGCGAUGGGGAUGAUCUGUCUCUUUUACAGCCACAUUUCGACGGAAUUCAGUCUUCUUGAGUACGCCAUUGGCAAGCUGGGAGCGAGAGCUCGAGAGAUGGCUUCCCAUCAUGAAGGCUUUGAAACUUCGAGAAAGGAAGUUAUGAAGCGCUGUUAUACCAGAUGCCUGGGGAUGUGUGUGGACCAUCAUGCGGAAAUAAUUAGAUAUUUCAGGAGGACAACUAAAUUACUAAAAAUUUGCUACUUUGCAGCUUUUUGUACUGGUGUUGUAAUCUUUAGUUUUGCUGGAUUUUUUGUUAUUUCCGAUAACUAUGCAGUUAAAAUUAAGUUUACCUUAAUAUCAUUGGCUCAGCUGUUUUUCCUGUACAUUAUCAGUUUAAUCGCAGAGAUGAUAAUUGAAAAAAGCAUGACUAUUCGAGAAAGAACGUUUGAUAUAAAUUGGUAUGAGUUGCCUAUGGAAUGUCAAACUAUACUGUUAGUGAUAAGAACAGUGUCAAACAAACCUCUAGAAACAAAACUUCUUUCGGGGCAGACAGUGGACUUGGCGGGAUUUAUGUCUAUGGUAAAGGUUUCAUAUUCCUACAUCAACAUGCUCCUAGCCAUUGCCCGCUGAGGGAAAUUGAAGAUGUGUAUAGAUUUAGGAAAAGAUCUUAGAUUUUAAUGCUUAAUCAAGUUUUAUGCUACAAUAUUAAUAUUUUCUAAAUAAGAAACCUAGUUAUAAACUUUGUAACUAUCAGAUAUUUCGUAAAUAUUUUUUAUAAAGUGUAAAAAUGAAUCAUUUACAUUACAAGUUAACAAUAGGAGGCUCAAAAAUUAAAAAAUAAGUUUUAAAUGAUAUCAAAAGAAAUAUUCUUGAUUUAUAUUAUAGGUUACGCCUAUUCAUCCCUAUUUUCCCAGACUGCUGGUAUUCCUCAAGGUAGUAUCCUAGGUCCUAUACUUUAUACAGUUUAUACAGCUGACAACCCAACCUAUCCCAACACUGUCAUCACCACAUAUGCCGAUGACACAUGUAUCCUAUCAGUAAACAAUGAAUCAUCAUUCGCAUCCCAAAUGCUUCAAUCACACAUCAUAAAUCCUGAAGAAUGGUGACAAAACUGAAGAAUUAAAAUAAAUUCCAAUCCAAAUUCAAAUCCCUUCGUCGUAAACCUAUGAUUUCCUCUCCUACAGUUUUCUUUAACAAUACCCCACUUAUCCCUGUUGAGCAAACCACUACCUAGGACUCCACCUGGACAAACGUCUAACUUGGAAUCCUUAUACCUGACUGAAACAACAAGAAACACCUCGACAUUUCCGAUUACUUCAGCACUUACUAGACAAACGCUCUAAACUGCCAAUUAAUUACAAAAGACUCAUAUACAUGAUUAUAAUACGGCCUAUUUGGACUUACGGAGUUGAGCUAUGGGACUCCACUAAACCAUCGAAUUCCUCUCGUAUUCAAUCCUUACAAUCCAAAAUCCUUCAUAAAAUCCUUAAUGCUCCCUACUUUGUUACAAAUAAAACCAUCCAUAAUGACCUUGAUAUUUCAGAUCUGGCCCAAUCCAGAUACCUAUCCUUCCAUAAUAAACUUCAGAAUCAUCUGAACCCUCUCGUUUCAAACCUUGCUUCCUCCUCGAUCCCUGAUAACCCUCUGAGGCGUCUGAAAAGAAGAUGGCCUCGUGAUCUACUUAUGUAGACAUAUCAUUAGAGUGCUACCAUUGGGUAGUUUCUCAACAAGUGUUUUCACGUCAUUAUAUCCAUAUGUUCAAAUUUACUAAAUUAGUACAGUCAUAAAUAUCAUUAAGAAAAAAAAAAUUAUAGAUUAAAUAUUUUACCUCAAUACAAUCAAGAACAAGGUAAGGGUGUCAACAAAAGAUUUUAAGCAACAACCACUGAGGAAUUUGCAUAAGCAUAGAGUAAAUACUAAAGUAGCUUACACGCUGAAGAAAAUUUCUAUGAAUAUUUACGUGUAAAAACUUCAAUAUUGAUGUUAUUGUAUUUUUCUUGGAUUCAUAUUACAGAAUUACUUCACACCUUACCAAAACAAAUUUCAAAUCCAUCAAAAUUUAAAGAAUUGUAAAUUUAGAGAAUAGUUUUACGUGUAAAAACUUCAAUAUUGAUGUUAUUGUAUUUUUCUUGGAUUCAUAUUACAGAAUUAUUUCACACCUUACCAGAACAAAUUUCAAAUCCAUCAAAAUUUAAAGAAUU
Molecule: messenger RNA, 2765 nt
Organism: Nezara viridula (southern green stink bug)
Lineage: Eukaryota; Metazoa; Arthropoda; Insecta; Hemiptera; Pentatomidae
Source: the annotation of a GenBank genome assembly